Molecule: messenger RNA, 3746 nt
Organism: Varanus komodoensis (Komodo dragon)
Lineage: Eukaryota; Metazoa; Chordata; Lepidosauria; Squamata; Varanidae
Gene: LEMD2
Product: LEM domain nuclear envelope protein 2
Exons: 9
Coding region: 19-1869 (616 amino acids)
Biological process (GO): negative regulation of BMP signaling pathway; nuclear envelope organization
Cellular component (GO): nuclear inner membrane
Molecular function (GO): chromatin DNA binding
Source: RefSeq, a predicted model, not a curated record
UUCUCCUGCCUGUCAGCUAUGGCCGCAGCGGGGCUCUCAGAUACAGAACUGCGGGCGGAGCUGCUGGCCCUGGGCUACCAGCCGGGCCCUAUUACUGAUUCCACUCGCAAGCUCUACGCGAAGAAGCUCACCCGUCUGCGGGCUGAGGUGGCCGCUGGACAGAGGAGCCGCGGCAGCAGCACCCGGGCGCACCCUCAGGUCCCGAGCGGCUUGACGAGGCCCAAGGGGUCGGCCGGUGUCAGCCCCAAAGCGACUCCUCGGGCCCCCGUCUUGAUUAGGAGGGAGAGUGAGGAGGAGGAGGAGGAGGAGGGUGAGGAGGAGCAGGAGGGGAGUGACUACGAGCUGCCUCGCAGGGAGGUAGCGGCAGGGAGUAGAGGGCUGUCUCACAGAAAUCACUGGAGGACGGACACUGGAUUCACCCCCGGGAGGAUCCAUUUAUCAGCUGGGGAGAGAACUGUAUCAAGCAGCCCCUGGGAGAGAGGUGGUGGAUUAAGCUCAAGGAGAACCCACUUGGAGACAGGAGUGGGCUGUACACCCUCAUAUCAAAGUGACUCUGCUGCAGAUCUAUUAACAACCAGCACCUCGUGGUGGGCAAAACCCACAGGAAGAGAAGUGGGGUUAGGCACUGGCAAAUGGUGGGAGGAGGAGCGGAGCUUGAGCCCUAGUACUUCGUGGGAAGCAAGAUCAGGAAAAAGCAGCUCGGGAUUCAGUAACAGAGCCUCUUUAGAGACAAAAAGUGGGGUAACCCCGAGUUCCUACUUGGAUUCAAUAGCACAAGGGACUAGAGGAGAGUUAACCUACAGAUCCCCAUGGAGAGCAGAGAAAGAGGCUGGAUUAGCUUCCAGAAGUUCCCACAUACUGAGGGGGGCUGGAACAGGCAGAGAACUGAGUCAAAGAACUCGUUGGGAUGGGACCCGCCAACAUAUAGGUUUGAAAUCACAAGCUCAGGGCACAGGAAGAAAAGGCAGGGGCUUAGAAUUUUAUCUCUCCUGGUUCCUGUGGUUGGCAACUUUAGGACUGUUGGUAAUUUUCCUGGGCAUCCUUAGUAUGAAGAUGAUGAGAACUGCCCAGCUGGAAGGAGCCCAGGAGAGCUUUAAGCUUUUGCCCAUGGAUUGUGAUAAAAGUACAGAUAGAUACUGUCGGAAGAAACAAGAAGAAAUUAUAAUGACUGUGCUGUAUGAGUUAUACAAUUUUCUUGCAAUUCAAGCUGGUAACUUUGACUGUGGAAACUCAGCAAAUCUAGAAAGUAAAUGCAUUCCAGUUAGUGAAGCAAAAGAUUAUAUCAAGAAUGUGACUGGCUACUCUGGGGAAAAGUUUGUGGAUGCCUUGCAAUGGUUAAUGGAUAACCACAGAGACUCAGGAAUAUGGUUACAAGGCCAUGAGCCUUCGGAACCAGUUACUGAUGUGAACCAGGUGACUUGUCUUGAAUCUACCCGCCCACGACUGGGGUUAGGAUGCCGUUUCAAGCGGGCACUAAGCACAGCUGUUACAAACCUAUUUAUAUUCUUUUGGAGUUUAGUUUUCCUUUGGGGAAUUCUGAUUCUCCUGAAGUAUUACUGGCGGAAAAGGGAAGAAGAGGAGCGGACCAUGUAUGAAAUGGUGCAGAAAAUCAUAGCUGCUGUCCAGGGUCACUACAAAGAGUGGGAGCAGAAUCUGGAACGGUACCCAUAUGUAGGCAUCCUUCACAUCCGAGACACACUCAUCCCACCACAGGAUAGGAAAAAAAUGAAGCGGGUUUGGGACCGAGCGGUGGAUUUCCUCGCUUCCAAUGAAUCGCGGAUUCAGACAGAAUCACACAGGGUAGCAGGAGAGGACAUGCUGGUGUGGCGUUGGACACAGCCUACGUACCUCUCUGAUUCAGACCAUUAGCCUUAAGCCAAGGCCAAACCAAUGUUUCAACACUGUGCAGGACGAUGCACCUCCUCUUGGCUAAGAAAGGUCCUGUCAUCCGUACUCAGGUGUACCUCUAAAUGCUACCAUCCAUGUUUUUAGAAGAAAUAGAAGGACUCUUCAGAGUACUUGUUUUUCUGUAAAGAAUUAAAAUUGAUAUGAACAUACAAAUCAGACCUACCUUUCUGGCAUAUAUUUGGCUUCCAUAAUGUAACCAUUUAAAAAGAGAAUUGCUUGCCUGUUUGAAAGAGGCAGUUGAUAGUUUUGCUGUGAUGUUGUGGAAGACUCUGACCUUCCAUCCACAACAUUAGUACUAAACCACUAAAGGAUACUUGUCAAGAGGAAGACUUUUCAUUACAGAAAUGCCCUGGAUAGGAAUAGAUAACAGAUGUGUGUGGUAUAUUUGCCUUUACCAACAGAGCAGAAAUCCCCUGUGCUUAUACAGGACUGGCAUCUGCCUCCAGGUUGACAGCUAGGGGCUGAUGGAGCAAGUUCAUGUGACUUCAGAGACAAGCUGGGGAAGUAGGAGGAGCUUCUGACAGAUUGCAGUCUUUGUGCUUUUUUCCUUAGGCAGUGAUAGGAUAACAUCAGCUCGGAAAACAGAACUGAGCAUAUACUUGUGAGAACAGUACAAAGCAUACCCUUAGAAGACACUUGUGUGUUUAAAAAUGGCUUGAUGGAAAACAGCAGCCAUAUUCUGUCAUUCGCAGUACUAGAGAGAAAUUACGGUGCCUAGUGUUUGAUAUAAAAUGGUCUUAGCUAUCAAGUAUGUGAGCAAUACUGCAAUGAGUGGCGAGCUGUUCUUCAGCAAUAUAUUAACAUGUUUUGUGUGUAUACCAUAUUGGUUUUCCCACAUUCAUAUUUAUGUCCAUUCAUUUUGGGGUGGGGGGAAGUAGCAAGGUGUCACAUAAUACAAUGCUGUGCUCCUCUGCUGUAGCAUCUUUGGGCACUCGCAUGAUGACACCCUUCUCCCUCACUGGCUCUAGAUGUGUCCCUGUGUGAACAUAGUGAACAUAACCCCUGUCCAAUAGCUGUAACUAGAGUACAUAUGAAUUCAUAAUAUAUGCAUUUAUGAACCUCUUGAGGCAAAUCUGACUGAGAUGUGAUGCUAACUUGCAUCAAACACUUUCUCUGAACUAGCAAUUUAUUUACAGUGAUGGUGGUGGUGGUGGUGGUGGUGAUCUAAACUUAAAAUUUGCUCUUCUACUCCCCCUGCUGGCUAUAUGGAAAAAUUAAAGGAUUGGCAUUUUCACCUAACUGUCUUUCCAGGCUGUCUCAGCAGCACGCAGCAAUUCAUUAUAUGCCUCCUGCUGGUUCAUCAGCUGAAAUUGGUGCAAAGAAAAGCAGCCUCCAAAAACAAAACACCAGGAGGUCUUCGUGGUUAAGUAGAAGAAAAUCCUGCAUUCAGUUGAAUUUUAUCCCCACAUGUUGCCAUCUGUAGCGUAGGCAGUAUAUUAGAGGGAAAGAAGAAAUUUAACAGAUGUCUCCCUGACAUUAGCCAUCUUUGAGCACACGUGUGUGUGUGUGUGCACUUGUGCGUCUGUGUGUGCAUGCACACAGGCACACCCCCCUUUUUUAUAUGGUUACAGAAGAUGAUCAAAUGAGGGUAACCCCUUUUAUUAUGUUCUUAAGUUCUGCUGAUAGCAAAAAUGUCCACAGUGCCUACAUUCUUGUGGCUUAAAAAACAUUUGUGGGUAUUUUUAACAUCUAAUUCUCAAAGUGAAAUGCCUAACAAUAUUUUGUAUAGUUGAUUAAGCCGUUCAUUUAUUUUUAUGUAGAUUGGCAGGUGCUAUUUAUUAUACACUUCAUCUCUGUACAUUUUAUCUUGGCAAAAUUAAAAUUUGUUAUAAAUAGGA